Cicer arietinum (chickpea) is the source of this 2179-nucleotide messenger RNA. RefSeq lists its product as uncharacterized. NCBI's taxonomy places the organism in Eukaryota, Viridiplantae, Streptophyta, Magnoliopsida, Fabales, Fabaceae. The record is from RefSeq and is a predicted model, not a curated record.
ACAAGAUGCCUUGUUUUUUGGGAUUGGAUGGGCAUCUGACAGAAUAAAAAUUUAAAAUGGCGUUAUUUGGUGAAAAUAAAAAAAAAUACAAAAAUAAAAACCCAAAAUAAAGCGGCAGCGACCAAGUGGAGAAAAAUACCAAAGUAGCCUUAUCGGGGACGGGCGAAGAAACCAACUGUGUAAGGAAAUGUCAACCGAGAAUCAGAUACAUGAUGUUGCAGUUGAAGAAGAAGAAGAAAGAAGACCUCUUAUUAUCCAUGAUUUUGAUCCCUCAAUUCUCAUUCUCCAUGAAAAUCAACAAGACACCAUCUUCCCUUUACCAUCCGAUAAUAAUAAUAAUAAUAAUAAUAACGCAGAUAAAUCGUCGCUGCCAUCUUCACUCUCUCUUCCUAAUCAACGCCUUGUUUCUCUCGAUGUAUUUCGCGGCCUAACUGUUGCGUUGAUGAUAUUAGUUGAUGAUGUGGGACGGGCUUUCCCAUCCUUGAAUCAUUCUCCGUGGUUUGGGGUGACACUAGCUGAUUUUGUAAUGCCGUUUUUUCUCUUUGGGGUUGGUGUUUCAGUUGGUCUGGUGUUCAAGAAAGUCUCUAGCAAACCAAAUGCCACAAAGAAAAUAAUACUGAGGACGAUUAAGCUUUUUCUUUUGGGGCUCAUGCUACAAGGUGGGUAUUUCCAUGGGCGCGGUGAUUUAACUUAUGGAGUUGAUUUAAGCAGGUUACGCUGGUUUGGUGUACUUCAGAGGAUAUCUAUUGGAUAUUUCUUGGCCUCAAUAUCAGAGAUUUGGCUUGUGAACAAUAAUAUGUUGGUUGAUUCACCAGCAGCUUUUGUCAGGAAAUACUCCAUCCAGUGGAUGUUUUCUAUCUUACUUUGCUCAGUAUACCUUUGCUUGCUCUACGGUCUCUAUGUUCCAAAUUGGAAGUUCAAACAUUCUAAUUUGCUUUGGUCUGGUCGUGUAUCAACUAUUCAAAACGUUAAUUGUGAAAUGAGGGGCAGCCUUGAUCCUCCGUGUAAUGCUGUGGGAUUUAUUGAUAGAUUAAUUCUUGGUGAAGAUCAUAUGUACCAGCGUCCUGUCUACAGAAGAACAAAGGAGUGCAGUGUCAAUUCUCCUGAUUAUGGACCUUUGCCUCCAGAUUCACCUGGGUGGUGCCUUGCACCAUUUGACCCAGAGGGUAUUUUGAGUUCACUGAUGGCUGCCAUUACUUGUUUUGUGGGAUUGCAAUUUGGGCAUAUACUUGUACUUUUUCAGGCCCACAAGCAGAGGGUACUCCUUUGUUCUGUAUUUUCCUUCUCUCUCUUGGCAAUAGGAUAUAUUCUGGAGAUUUUAGGAAUUCCGUUAUCAAAAGCACUGUACACGUUAAGCUUCAUGUUCAUCACGGCAGGAGCAUCAGGCUUGGUCUUGACUACUAUAUAUUACAUUGUUGACAUAGAACGUAUCAGAAAGCCUACAGUUUUACUACAAUGGAUGGGAAUGAAUGCUCUUAUUGUAUAUGCAUGGGCUGCUUGUGACAUUUUCCCAGCAGUUAUCCAGGGUUUCUAUUGGCGAUCUCCUGAAAAUAACUUGGUUGACGCCAGUGAAGCUUUAAUACAGAACGUAUUACAAUCCCAGAAGUGGGGUACAAUGGCCUUUGUAAUAAUCGAGAUUUUAUUCUGGGGUCUUUUUGCUGGUUUCCUGCACAAGAAAGGGAUAUAUAUAAAAUUGUAAUGGAUGAUGCAAUCAUGCAAGAGACAAUGACAUGUACAUCUGCUUUCCUCGUAGAUAGCUUCUAGUAGAAGCUAGCAAUGCUUGCUUGGCAAGCACAUAUGUUGUUGGUUAUCUUUCUUGGUUCUCCUAUAUAACCUGCCAAAAGUUGUCUUUCCUAGCUUUUCCAUAGGAAUGUCUAAAAGACAUUUCCUUUAUCUGUGUCUUGACAAUCUUAUGGAGAACUUUUGAGGAGUCUAAAAGCACCGAGAGUAACAACCGACAAAUGACCAAGACCACCAAGAGACCGAAACACUAUAUCUCUAUUUAAAAUCUUAAGAUAUUUAGUGUACGAGUCGCAUUUUUGUAUAUCCUUCAUGUAAUCUUAAUUAAUGUAGAAUUAACUAAACAUACAUGAAUUUCAACACAAAUAAAAUUCAUUAUUGAAUCAAAUUAAAUCCUAAGCAAAGGCUUGUGGUCGUAGACAGUUUAAUGUGAUUUUAA